AUGUCAUCUGAUGUUUAUCGUGGUGCAAAUUUUCAGUUUGCAUAUUAUUUUAAACCAACUGAAGCUAAACAUUCGGUAUUAACAAAGGAAAAGAAUUUUAUUUUUCCAUCAUCUGAAAAACUUGCAUCAAAACGAGACAAACAUAAUAAAAAUAACAAUGAUAACGAAGAAGAUGCGAAGCCAAUACUUGAAAUUGGAUAUCGAGGAUUUAAUGUUUUUAGAAAGUCUUUAAUAAUGGUCAUAGAACCACGUAAUAAUGUUAUUGAAUAUGAAAGAGAAGAAUUAGGAGGUGAGGAUUGUGGAGAAGUAAGUAAGGAGAAAUGA
Entrophospora candida is the source of this 324-nucleotide messenger RNA. The record is from the annotation of a GenBank genome assembly. NCBI's taxonomy places the organism in Eukaryota, Fungi, Glomeromycota, Glomeromycetes, Entrophosporales, Entrophosporaceae.